Molecule: messenger RNA, 834 nt
Organism: Diplodia corticola
Lineage: Eukaryota; Fungi; Ascomycota; Dothideomycetes; Botryosphaeriales; Botryosphaeriaceae
Product: transcription initiation factor beta subunit
Exons: 1
Coding region: 1-834 (277 amino acids)
Biological process (GO): transcription initiation at RNA polymerase II promoter
Cellular component (GO): transcription factor TFIIE complex
Source: RefSeq, a predicted model, not a curated record
AUGUCUUUCCUGAAGCCGGGGAGCACGCCCUCCGCUCCAUCGCCCACGCUGUCAAACUCGUCGCAGACGGGCAAAAAGCGCCCGCGCCCCGACGCCAACGUCCCGGUUUACUCGCAGCCGAGCAACACCAACACCGGCGAGAAGACCAUCACCCGUGUUACCUACGCCCUCGACUAUCUUAGGGAAAACGAUAGACCCAUGCUCUUCGAAAACGUCUUCAACUUCCUCUCUAUUCAGCUGCCGGGUGGCCCCGGUGCGAAGCCUAGACCGGCGCCCAAAGGUGGACGUGACUGGAAUGUGUUGGAGUUCAUCCUACAGCGCCACGAGAAGGUUGAAUAUGAUGCGGCCGGCCUCAACGGGCUUGGUUCCUACCGCUACCGCCCAAAGCACAAUGUACGCUCCGCAGAGCAGUUAAAGGGUCUCCUACAACGGCAGACGAGUUCGGUGGGCAUCAAGGUCGCGGAGCUGAAGGACGGUUGGCCGGGAGCACUUGACGCCAUCGAAGAGCUCGACAAGAAGGGAGAGAUUUUGGUCACUCGGAACCAAAAGACGAACUCACCCCAAUUAGUUUGGCAAAAUGACCCCUCUCUGUCGCACAACAUCGACGCGGAGUUCCGCAGCAUGUUCCUGAGCAUCGCGCUUCCGGCCAACCCCGACGACAUGCGCUCUAGGCUGGAAGCAGCUGGUCUCAAACCUGUCACUGCUCCAAGGGAUGUCAAGCCACUCAACAAUCAACCGCAGAAGAAGAAGAAGAAGGCGCCGAGGAAGGGCAUGAAGACUUCCAAUACCCACAUGCUGAACGUCUUCAGAGACUAUUCGGACAAGAAGAAAUAA